Molecule: messenger RNA, 2745 nt
Organism: Oncorhynchus gorbuscha (pink salmon)
Lineage: Eukaryota; Metazoa; Chordata; Actinopteri; Salmoniformes; Salmonidae
Product: transmembrane emp24 domain-containing protein 6-like
Exons: 4
Coding region: 187-912 (241 amino acids)
Biological process (GO): intracellular protein transport; Golgi organization; endoplasmic reticulum to Golgi vesicle-mediated transport
Cellular component (GO): Golgi apparatus; endoplasmic reticulum; endoplasmic reticulum-Golgi intermediate compartment
Source: RefSeq, a predicted model, not a curated record
AUUUGGACUGGUCCAGGUAGUUCCUCCCUGUUUUACUCAGAUGAAAACUGUUUUGUGCCUAAUGGACACAACUGUGGUUAAUCAUUCACCUGGGCAUGAUACAGUAUUGUAUAAUUGGCUCAAACAAAAAAAGUAGCUACCUCUAGUCUACCACUCCCAAACAGUACAAGUUUUGUGAGUGUAUGAAUGCAGACCAUGCAUAUUGAGGUGUGGUACUCUGUUCUUGUCAUACUCCUUAUGGGGCAUGGGGGCGGCGGACAAAAGACAGAGCCCCGCUUAGGCCUGAAGGACCACAACCUGUUCCGAGGGUCCGAUCGAUAUGCCUUUGCCAUCGUGGUGCCAGCCUCGGGGCUAGAGUGCUUUUGGCACUUUGCACACCAGAGUGGGAACUUCUACCUAACCUACAUGGUCCAGUGGAUGACAGGACUAGCCAGUGACAACCAUCUUUACGUGACCGUCAUUUCCCCAGAAGGGGCCCUCAUGGCCUCAACAGACGACACCAUUGGAGAAAUAAACUUCCAAACUGAAGUGACCGGUUUUUAUCAGAUGUGCUUGGGGAACUAUAAGAACCACUUUGGUGGCGUCCGAGUCUUUCUCAACUUCGGUGUGUACUAUGAGGGUGCUGAGGAGAUGCAGCGAGAGACAAAAGAAGGAGAAAAAGUCCUCAACAACACUCUGAACAACAUUGAGGAGAGUACCAACAAGAUACAAGGUCACAUUUUACACAUGUGGCGGCACUACAACUACGCUCGCAUGAGGAGAGGUGCUGACCAUUACCUUCUCCUCUUCAACCACAACUAUGUCACCUGGUGGUCUGCGGUACAGAGUGCGGUCAUCAUCAUGGUGGGCUACCUGCAGCUCUUCUUCCUCAAGAGGCUUUUCCACACGGACACCCAUAGACCCCGCUGUUGAUGAAGGAUGGCUCGUAAAAUGUCACUCACUGCUUGUGUUGCUUUGUGGAUCGUGUUUGUUCAACGUUAAAGGGACAGUUCACCCAAAUUACAAGACGUACAUUUUUUUUUUUGCUUACCCGGUAAGCAGGCUCUGGACAAGGAGAGAUGGCAAGCUAUGCGUUGGUUUUGUUGAUCUAGCUUUUCUGUCCCCCAAAAAAUCCCAUGCAAGUCAUUAUCACCCAAGUUAGCAUGUUUUACAUUUCCUGCACAAAUCCCCCCCCAAAAAAUCCAAUGAGCUAUGAUUUCAAACACUAUGGGGUGAUGAAUAGCCAUAAUAUACCUGUGCAAAAGGCCAUGUUCACAACCUCUCCUUUCAAGAUGUCAGCAGGAGCAAUUUAGUAUCCAAGGCGCAUAUAUAAAAAAAUGCACACUUGGAAAGAAAACUACUCAAGGUCAGUUGAAUUUUUAAUUGUGUAGUUUUUCAUAGGUCUUGGAGCCAGUCUUGUCAAGACAGGGACCUCUAAACUGAUUAGAGGUGUUUUAGGAACUCCAUCUUGCACUAUUCUUAUUCCACAUUCUCAAUUGAAUAUGUAGCAAAGUCGAGUUACACUUAAAGUAUCAUGCUUUAAUCUCCUUCUGUAGCUCAGUUGGUAGAGCAUGGCGCUUGUAACGCCAGGGUAGUGGGUUCGAUCCCCGGGACCACCCAUACGUAGAAUGUAUGCACACAUGACUGUAAGUCGCUUUGGAUAAAAGCGUCUGCUAAAUGGCAUAUAUUAUUUAUAUAUUAUUAUUAUAUUAUCUCCAAGUGUAACUUGACUUUGCCUGGGCUACAUAUUCAGAACAGCAAUGUGUGUUUGACUAGACUUAUGAAACUUUUAUAGAAUUGUCGUCAUUUCUCGCAGGACAACAAUUGUUUUCUCCACCCCACACAAGCAACAAAGAUAACAUGUACACUGUAUUUAUAGUCACCGUAACAUGGGCAUUUAAACAAGGUUCCUUACAUUUCAGCCAGUCUACAUCAUGGUUGUAGAGCAAGCAAAUGGCAAGAGUAUAGAAAAAAACAGUCCCUGAGGUAAAUCACGGACUUAAAACCUCUUAAGGAUCGGACCCUUUUUUUUUUCUUUUUAAAUUUCUGCCUAAAAUGACAUACCCAACUCUAUCUGCCUGUAGCUCAGGACCUGAAGCAAGGAUAUUGUUGAUACUAUUUGAAAGGAAACACUUUGAAGUUAGUGGAAAUGUGAAAUGAAUGUUGAAAAAUAACAUUAAACAUAAGAGAAAAAAACAUGUUUUUAAAUGCAAGAGAAAGGCCACAAUCUUAUUGCAGUUUAGGCACAAUUUAGAUUUGCCACUAGAUGGCAGCAGUGUAUGUGCACAUUUUAGACUGAUCCAAUUAACCAUUGCAUAUCUGUUCAAAAUGUUGUAUCAAGUCUGCCCAAAUGUGCCUAAUUAUUGGCAAAAGAUAUGAUCUGAUUGGUCAUAACACUCACGAGCCAAAAGUGGUCCCCAUUUGUGUAGUAGGUCAUCAAAUUGUGUACUUUAAUUUUUUUUCAAAUUUGCUAGGAAUCCAAUUUGUACUAUAUGUUAUGAAUUUGUUGUGCUUAAGAUCCUGGAGUGCAUCUUUAAGCACGUCAUACAUUACACAAUUUUAAAUGUGAUUUUGCAACGAUUUGGGAUCCAUGACAAAUUUCUGGGAUUGCAGGUAAAUCGUAUAGUUGUAGGCUCCAGCCAAGAUGCCCCACCUGUUUUGAGCCACACACUUUUUGCAUUAAAAAAAGUGUAUACAUUGAGGCAAAAAAGUAUUUAGUCAGCCGCCAAUUGUGCAGGUUCUCCCACUUAAAAAGAUGAGAGGCCU